AGAAGAUGAAUGCACACCCUGUGACCGACACACAACAUCUCACAUUCAGGCAGCCCUGAUACUGCACUGCGUCUAGAAAUUUCGAUAGCAGAUACGAGUUCACAUGUAAGCUGUGAGCCCUCAAGCCGCCCUUGUGCUUCCCCGCGAGUUAGUGCCUCGCCUCGCGAACGCGAAGGUUCACGACUUCGUCAUCACUCCCUCCACUAUAUGAACAUCGCAAUGAUGCCACUGAUACUUCCCAUCAUGCGCAUAUACGUACAGAUCCUAUCGUAUCAUUGCGCAUCGCGUUACGACUCUGUUGAGCAUGGCUGAACCAAUACCUGCUGAGGAACAAUCCAACUUCGAGACCUUCCGCGACUGCCUGAGCGAACCCGUCCUCAAGGCUCUAGCUGCACCGAUCGAGAAGCCGAAACCGAAGAAGAAGAGACAUGCGAAGAAGGGGUCAAAGAGUGGGAAGAAUGAGGUCGUCAAACAGGAGGUUGUACCAACGGUGGUAGAGGCCCAAGAAACGGAUGCAGAAGACCUGGGCGAAUUCAUAGAAUACCUAAGCACCCUAAUCUUCCCCUUCCUACCCGCCGAACUGCGCACGCUCACGCAUUCGAUCUUCAAAGACUCACCGUCCCUUCAAGACCUCUACACAACGCCCCUGUCAUCCUCAACCUCCACCGCCCUCCUGCACACCAUCCCACCCACCGCAAUCGACAGCCUAGAAAGCUACGGCCUCCUCCCACCCACCUCCGACACCAUCGACCAACACAACCUCCUCACACCGCUCCUCACAACAUACAUCUCCGCCGUCACCGCCCCGCCCCCAAUCUGGAGCAGCACGCGCGCCACCGCCUGCGAGCUCUGCAGCAGAGACUGGGUGCCGCUGACAUACCACCAUCUCAUCCCUAAAGCAGCGCAUGCGCGCGUGAGGAAGCGGGGGUGGCAUACAGAGGAUAAGCUGAAUAGCGUGGCGUGGUUGUGUAGGGCUUGUCACAGUUUUGUGCAUAGGCUGGCGGGGAAUGAGGAGUUGGCUAAGAACUUUUAUACAGUCGAGUUGAUACAAGAGGGUGGUGUGGAGGAGGAUGUCGACAAAAGGGAGAGUGUUGAGGGGUGGGUUAAGUGGGUUGGGGGUGUUAGGUGGAGGAGUCGGUAGGAUGUGAUACGCUGGAAGUGUGUCGGAUGCGGUGUUCUGAGGUUGGUGCUCGAACACCUUUGAGUGAUUGUGGUAUUGUCCCUGGAUGGAUGCGCGACACUCUUUGGGUUGCGAGUACCACAGGAC
Alternaria rosae is the source of this 1267-nucleotide messenger RNA. RefSeq lists its product as uncharacterized. NCBI's taxonomy places the organism in Eukaryota, Fungi, Ascomycota, Dothideomycetes, Pleosporales, Pleosporaceae. The record is from RefSeq and is a predicted model, not a curated record. The transcript is spliced from 2 exons. Bases 305 to 1141 code for a protein of 278 amino acids.